This is a messenger RNA of Salmo salar (Atlantic salmon), 2719 nucleotides long. RefSeq names its product neuromedin-U receptor 1-like. Gene Ontology annotation, biological process: neuropeptide signaling pathway. Lineage: Eukaryota; Metazoa; Chordata; Actinopteri; Salmoniformes; Salmonidae. The record is from RefSeq and is a predicted model, not a curated record. Gene Ontology annotation, molecular function: neuromedin U receptor activity. Gene Ontology annotation, cellular component: plasma membrane.
UUCACUGCAGGUCAAGGACUCAAUCUUACAUGGUGUGUGGUGCAGUUAGGAGAUGUACAUAGGGGAUAAGACCAGAGGGAGGAGGAGAACAGAGAGCUGAGCAUCAUUUACUCUCACAGAGAAAAGGAAUUAGGGAGAGAGAGAUUAUAUUUUUGGUGCUAUGCUCUCCAAUUCAUGAAGACUGAGAGGAGAGAACAGCACUCUUUGUCUUCACUCCGGCAGUUCAGGAGAUUUUAACACGGUGAACCAAACCAGUAAAGUAUAGGAGGACGUAAUCGUUGCAAAGUUGAAAUCCAAGCAGUGGAGGACAAAUGACGAACAUCAAUUUGCGACCUUUUUCCCUCUCCUUUACAUACAUCCGUGUCUGAAGAGAAAUAAGAAGAGGACAUUUAAAAAGGACAAGCUGUACGAGGUUGCUGGAAAUUGGCAGGAACUGGAUCAUGCCGACGUACACUUUGAUCCAAAGCGUCACAAACAUACUCAAUGGGUGACAUGUCUGGUGUUGUGUCCCCAUAAACCAAUGGCUCAGUAUAACUGUUCCUCUCUGGGUCUGCCUGCCACCACUCCUGACCAGCUUGGUUGGAAUGUGUCCUGGGCCCUGGGCAACGUCAGUGCUGAUGACAUGGAGGACACGUGCCUGAAUCGGAGUCAGUACCUGGAAAAGUUUCUAGGCUUCCAGCGGUCGCCUGUUUUCCUGCCGGUUUGCAUUACCUUCCUCAUUAUCUUCGCUGUGGGAGUGUUAGGGAACGUGCUCACCUGCGCCGUCAUCGUGCGCUACAAGGUGAUGCGGACGCCAACUAAUUACUACCUGUUCAGUCUGGCCGUGUCCGAUUUAUUAGUCCUACUGCUGGGUAUGCCGUUGGAACUCUACGAGAUGUGGAGCAACUACCCGUUCCUGUUCGGCGCCGGCGGCUGUUACUUCAAGACCUUCCUGUUUGAGACGGUCUGCUUUGCCUCCAUUCUCAAUGUAACGGCACUGAGCGUGGAACGCUACAUCGCCGUGUUACACCCGCUGAAAGUCAAGCACGUGGCCACGCACGCCCAUGCCAAGCGUGUCAUCCUGAUGCUGUGGGUCAUGUCCAUGGUGUGCGCCAUGCCAAACACCAGCCUCCACGGGUUGGCCGUGUUGAGGCCCCGAUUUGGCCGCCAAUUCCCAGAGUCGGCCGUCUGCAUGAUGGUCAAGCCCAUGUGGAUGUACAACCUGAUUAUUCAAGUAACCACACUGGUCUUCUUCCUGAUGCCUAUGCUCACCAUCACUGUGCUGUACGUGCGCAUUGGCCUGCAGCUCAGGAUGAAGAGGGGCAUGCAGGGGGUCAGGACCGGGCAGGGUUUUGGUCCUGACCGCCACUGCAGACACCAGCAGAGGGCGCGCCACCAACAAGUCACCAAGAUGCUUUGCAUACUGGUGAUUGUUUUUGGCAUCUGCUGGGCUCCCUUCCACAUUGACCGUCUCAUGUGGAGCUUCAUAAACACCUGGACCGGCCACCACCACCUGGUCUUCCAGUACGUCCACAUCGUCUCCGGGGUCUUCUUCUACCUCAGCUCGGCGGUCAACCCCAUCCUCUACAACCUCAUGUCCACCCGCUUCCGGGAGAUGUUCCAGCAGAUCACGUGUCACUCCGGCCUCUGUGGCGGCAACGUGCCCCGGCUGAGCGCCCGUAGCACCCAAAUGACCCUACGUAGUAUCGUCUAUGAGAAGCCGCAACAUAAUGGGACCCCAGAGAGAAUCACCCCAGACAGACAGGAGCAGAAUGUGUACGUAAACCCCCACGGCCAGCAUGUAUAUGGCAAUACAAGCCCUGAUUAGAUAGAGGGUGAUGGGGUGGGGGUAACAAAACAAUGUAUAAAAAUGAACUAAGAUUGGGUACCAAAAUGAGAAAACGUGUAGCUGAUUGAAUGUGUACAGUGAGAGUUUGGAUGGAAAGCAACAGAGUUGAAGUUGAAGUUUUGCCCUUUGGAUUUAAAGAGGAAUUCUCACUGGGCGAUACCGAAAUUAACCAGGAUGAGGUACCAAAAUGUAACAAGAUUAUUAAAUCGAUCACUGAUUGAAUGUGUAGCAGGUAGGCAUUUAUUGGGAUGACUCAUGUACUGAAGGCAGCUUUGUAGAGUGGUCACUAGAUGGCACAGCCACAAAGUCAUAAAAUCAGAUUUCAAACCUAACCCUAACCACCCUGCUAACCUUUUGCCUAACCCUAACAUAUAGCCAAUUUUGACUUUGCAGCUGGCCCAUCUAGUGGAAAUCACUCAGCUCUGCCUCCAGAACACGGCAUCUCAAUAAACGUCAACUUGCAACUGUGUACAGCCAGAGUGGAUAGAGACAAAGUAAUAAAGUUUAGUCCUUCGACUUUGAAUUUAAAAUGGUUUUCCCACACACAUACAAUUAGAUAUAUGUGGGAUAUUCAACUGUUUAUUCUGUGCAGAUGAAAGUGUUCUUCAACCGGAUAUUAAUAUUCAGAUUGAACACAUUAUUUAUAUAAGCUUAUCUAAUAAUCAAACUUUGAAAAUAAACGAUACCCAGCUUUGUAAAAUAGCUUAUUAAUAUAAUACUGAUCUUAUUCUGUUCAUAUGUUUCAGGAGACACGAUUAAAUUGUAACUGUCUUCUUCCAUGCGUUAUUGUACUAGGUACACUAUCAAAAUCCCACUCGCUAUGAAUGUAGAUCACAGGCAAUAUUGAAAGUAUACGGGAGAUAGAAAUGUCAUGACACAGAAAUGGAAAAU